Molecule: messenger RNA, 1228 nt
Organism: Onychostruthus taczanowskii (white-rumped snowfinch)
Lineage: Eukaryota; Metazoa; Chordata; Aves; Passeriformes; Passeridae
Product: Golgi apparatus membrane protein TVP23 homolog B-like
Exons: 7
Coding region: 474-1103 (209 amino acids)
Biological process (GO): vesicle-mediated transport; protein secretion
Cellular component (GO): Golgi membrane
Source: RefSeq, a predicted model, not a curated record
CUCGGGGCCGGAGCAGGGGCUUGGGCACGGCUGAUAGGAUCGGGGCCGGGAGCGGAGCGGGACCCGCUUCCCGCAGGCCCCGGGCGGGCUGCGGGCCCGGAGGCGCUCUGUGCCGGGACAGGCCCUGCACAGCCGCGCCCGCGGUGCGUGACACGGACGGAGCUGCUGGCACCCGAGCUCGGGGUCACUUCGCACCGCUGCUUCCAGAGCGGCUCCCAGCAGAGCUUCUCUCCCGGCAGUUCUCCCUCGUGGCCGCGGUGCCGGGCACUGACUGUCCUGCAAGGCUCAGGAACAAAAGCUGUGCCCCAGCUGGAGUUAGCGGGCAGGGAGAACACGGGUGGCAGGCUCUCCUUGCACCCCAGGGAGCAGCGGGUUCGUGAUCAGCGGGGGGCUCAGCUGCAGCUCACCAAUCCGAGCCUGAUGAACAUCUCUGAGAUCACACUGUAGGCUUGUGUGUGGUUAAAUCUUCCCAAAUGCAUUCUGAUCCUGAGGACAGCAGUGAUGACAUUGAAGAUGUGUCUCUCUUUGAUGCAGAUGAUGAUGUAUCCAGGAGAUCCAAAAAGUCAAAAAUAAGGCACCCAGUGGCAUCAUUUUUCCACUUAUUCUUCCGAGUCAGUGCCAUUGUUGUUUACCUGCUCUGUGAGCUCUUAACCAGCAGCUUCAUUGCCUGCAUGGUGACCAUCAUCCUCCUCCUGUCCUGUGACUUCUGGGCUGUAAAGAACGUCACAGGGCGGCUCAUGGUUGGCCUUCGCUGGUGGAACCAGGUGGAUGAUGAUGGCAGGAGUCACUGGGUGUUUGAGGCCAGGAAGGUGUCAGCACAAGGGGGUAAAACCUCAUCUGAAGCAGAGUCCCGAAUUUUCUGGCUGGGCCUGAUCACCUGCCCUAUGAUCUGGGUGAUCUUUGCCUUCAGUGCUCUCUUCUCUUUCAAAGUGAAGUGGUUGGCCGUGGUGGUGAUGGGGGUGGUGCUGCAGGGAGCCAACCUCUAUGGCUACGUCAGGUGUAAAGUUGGCAGCAGGAAGAACCUGACCAGCAUGGCAACCAGCUACCUGGGGAAGCAGUUCCUGCGGCAGACCGUGGCUACAGAGGACCAAGCAGCAUCCUGAGUGUGGUGGGAGCCUCCAGCCAGGCUGCAUUCCCAGCAGUGACCACAGAGGAGUUGCUCUGAGCAAUUUGGGAGCUGCACACGAGGUGUGAAUCAAAAGAAGUAAAUAAAUUGUGCAAGACUUGA